Messenger RNA from Solanum dulcamara, 2098 nucleotides. RefSeq lists its product as uncharacterized. NCBI's taxonomy places the organism in Eukaryota, Viridiplantae, Streptophyta, Magnoliopsida, Solanales, Solanaceae. The record is from RefSeq and is a predicted model, not a curated record. Bases 94 to 1521 code for a protein of 475 amino acids. The transcript is spliced from 11 exons.
UAGCAAGUGAACAUUGGAAGAUUUUCGGUUGACAUAUGCAAAAGAAGGAAGGGAGUAUUUUCUUGGAGUUUUUGAACUUAUUAGUCUUGAGAUAUGGGUGGAUGUGUGUCGAAUCCUUCUAAGAAGAUAAAGUUAAAAACAAAGUACAUUCCCAAGACUCGUAGGUUUCGAAGAAAGGCACCAUCUUCUGUUUCUGUUGCACCGAUUGAGCAACUUACUGGUGCAGGAGAGUAUGCAAGAGACGUUGAUGUUUGUGAGUUUGUCACAAUAGACUACGAGAGCAGGGCGUCAAGUCCAGCAUUUCAUCAUUCCCAAAACUAUCAUCAAGUUGAUGUAACCGGAUUAAGCCAAGAGGAAGCAUGGUUUGAUUCUUGUAGUGUCUUUGAUUCUGAUUCAGACGAAGACUUCACUAGUGUUCUUGGAGAAAUUUGUCCUUCACUCGUUGUUGCUGCUGGGAGCGCAUUAGAUCAUCAAAGUCAAAUCGAAAGCAACUCAAACUUUUAUGAUACCAUCAACUACAAUGAUAUAUCAUGUGUGGAUGGAAAUUUUACUAAGAGGACCAACGUUGUGGAGGAUCCAAGUUUGACAUCUCAAAGAAGGAAGUUAUCAGUUGUAACACUUGCUGUUAGUAAGAUACUACAUGAUGGAGACACGACGACUGAGUUUUGUCCUUCAAGAAGAUUAUUGUAUCAUCCAAGAGCAGGAUUUCUUAUUCCACAUUCCAAUGAUGUGAAGCAGACUCAAGGAUGUUGGAGUCCGGUUUCACCUUCCGUAUUUAAGCUUCGUGGCGUGAAUUACUUCAGAGAUAAGAGGAAAUUUCCUGCCACAAAUUGUUGCCCUUAUGUACCUAUUGGUGUUGAUUUAUUUGUUUGUCCGCGGAAGAUAUCUCACAUUGCGCGGCAUCUUGAGCUUCCCUUUGUAGAGCCACAUGAAAAAGUUCCAUCAUUGCUCGUCGUCAAUAUACAGCUGCCUAGUUACCCUACUUCGAUGUUCCUUGGGGACAACGACGGGGAGGGAAUGAGCCUUGUACUGUAUUUCAAAGUAUCAGAAAAUUUCGAAAAAGAUGUUUCUCCACAAUUUCGAGACAGUAUAAAGAGAUUUGUAAAGGAUGAAACGGAAACCGUAAAGGGUUUUGCAAAGGAAUCAACAGUUCCUUUUAGAGAAAGACUCAAAAUUAUGGUUGGUCUAGCCAAUCCUGAAGACCUUCAUCUAAAUCCCGCGGAGAAAAAGCUUUUACACGCUUAUAAUGAAAAACCAGUGCUUUCGCGUCCUCAACAUGCUUUCUACGAGGGAGACAACUACUUCGAAAUAGACUUGGAUGUUCAUCGAUUCAGCUACAUUUCCAGGAAAGGAUUUGAUGCAUUCCGAGAACGGUUGAAACAUGGAAUUCUUGAUCUUGGAUUAACAAUUCAGGCACAGAAACAAGAGGAGCUGCCAGAGAGAGUUUUGUGCUGUGUUCAAUUAAACAAAAUUGAUUUUGUAAAUUGUGGCCAGAUACCUCAACUUAUAACUCCUGUAUGAUGAUAAUUGAAAUGAUUUGAGGGCUGGACCAAUAGUUGUAAAUAUUUUUGCACUAAAGAAAAGAGACUAUGAAUUCUAAAAUGUAACAAUUACAUCAUUUUUUUUUUGGUAUCAAGAAUGGCACAAUGUCAAAAAAGUUUAGAACUUCUUAAAUGAAAAUCAGACAAGAAGUGGAUUUUUUUAAAAAAAAUUUCAAUCACCCAGAUUAAAAUUUGGGUCGUACUUGUAUUCAGCAAAAAGGGGCAAAGGGGACUGUGCUGAACCUCAAAUACAACAUUGUCAAGCCAAAAAAAGUGGUGAUAUAAUAUCAUCGAAAUACUAGAAAGCACAAAAGUUACAAUUUUCUGGCUCAACAACUAUGUACAGAUUAACUAGUUAGUGUAGAAGUUUGCCUUAUUAGCUUUUGUUCUAAUGCUGGGCAUUUGCCUCUUGUUGAGUUGAACCAGUCCCUUAGCUUGUCUUGGAAGCUGGCUGAAGGAGUGGAACAUGAUAUUUUGCGAAGAUUCGGAAGCCAAUUUUGCAAGAAAGUCUAACCACUUGGUUUCCCUUUCUGUAGCAAUGACUCACACCAUGAAGA